UGUACGCGCGCGAGCGCAGGUGUAAUGAACUCCACCGGGAGGCGUAGUAAUUAGAGUUCAGGUGUGGCUAUUUUCACGACGUCGCCAAAUUGCAGCCAGUUGUGAUGUUUUUGUUCUUCUUCUACUGCUUCGUCCAGACUGAGUUAAGUUAAGUCCACUUCCGGUUAUCGCCUUCAAAAUAAAUAGCAAGCCGGUUUAUUUUAAUUGAAAACGCAACAUUUUAACCCUACAACGUUUUAGCAAGAAGAAUGCAGGCGUUUCAAUGCUAAAAUAUAAAACGAUUAUAUUAGAUUGACUUUUUUUUAGAAAUGUAACUAUCUGUGAAAUACAUAUCGUGGACCAAAAUACACAAUCUUACUGACUACACUAAUUAAAUUAUUCAAAAACAUCUGCAGAAUACGAACAAAAAACAAAAGGCUCCGAUGUAUUUCAUAUUUGAACAAAACAAAAACAUUUUUAGCGUCCUCUUUUUUUGGCCUUUGUUUUGAAGCUCAUCUCUUCAUUUCCGGUUUUCGUUUCGCCUCACGCUCGUGCAACUUGACCCGCAGCCCUUGCGAAGGAGUCUCCCCUCCCCUCUUUCUCGGUCUCUGGGAGUCCCCCCCCCUCCCUCCUCCUCCCGGCACCUCGCGCACAGGGUGACAUUUUUCGAGUGCCUCACUCAACCGGAGCCGCCGAGAAGAUGACGGACGCCGCCACACCGACAGACCCCACCGCCGUUGCGGACCCGGUGGUAGUGGACCCCAGUCCGGGAGAGGGUCUGAAGAUGGACCAGGAGAUGAAGAUCACAGACAGCGUGGAGGACGGAGGCCUCCUGGAGAGCAGCAUGCGCCUGAAGCCCCACGAGGCGCAGAGCUACCGCAAGAAGGUCCUGUGGGUGUCCUGGGUCUCCAUCGUGAUCACCACCCUCAUGGCCAUCGCCGCUUUCACCGUGUCCGUCAUGCGCCACAGCGCGUCGGCGUUCGGGUUUGCCUUCAACGCCGUGCUGGACGUGCUGUCCUCGGCCAUCGUGCUGUGGCGGUACAGAAACGCCGCCGCCGUCCACUCGGCGCACCGUGAAUACAUAGCCUGUGUGAUCCUGGGCGUGGUGUUCAUCCUGUCCUCCCUGUGCAUCAUGGGUAAGGCCAUCCACGACCUGGCCACCAAGCUGCUACCUGAAGUGGACGACUUCCUGUUCAGCGUGUCCAUCGUCAGCGGCGUGGUGUGCUGCAUCCUGGCCGUGAUCAAGUUCAUGCUCGGCAAAGUGCUCACGAGCCGCGUCCUCAUCACCGACGGCUUCAACUCGCUGGUGGGCGGAGUCAUGGGCUUCUCCAUUCUCAUCAGUGUGGAGGUGUUCAAGCACGAGCCCCAGGUGUGGUACCUGGAUGGGUCGAUCGGCGUCCUCAUGGGCCUCACCAUCCUCGCCUACGGCAUCAAGCUGCUGCUCGACAUGGUGCCGCGGGUCCGGCAAACCAGGAGCUACGAGCGCUUUGAGUGACGGGCCGCGGAGAGGACGAGGGUUUAGGCGGGGAUGGAAAGAGGCGGCCCCUCUCUCCACGGACAAUCACACGGAGGCCGCGCCAGUUCCUGCUCACAGUAUUUAUCUCGUCGUGGCAGCGUUUCAGAAACGUGACGCCGGUCCCGGACGAUAAGAAUCGUUUUGUGACCUCGCUCGGCCUCAGAAGGGAAACCAGACACGCGAUCAGUAGCUUCAGCGCCGCCUUAUUUCAUUUAUUUCUUAAAGUUGAAGUUAAGUUCAAGCGUCUUAGUAUUUUGAAAAUUGUUAUUAUAAGUUGCGCCAUCUACUGGUCAGGUGGCGUACCUGCCGCACACGUGAUGAAUAUAUUUGACUAAAACAGUUACAACUCUUAGUUUGUUGUCGUGGAUUUGAGCUCCGUCACAACGCACAACACGGACUUUAGACGAGUCAGGUUCCUUGAAGGUUUCUUGGCUUAGUCGAGUUUAGGGAUUUUAAAAAGGGAACAGGUGAUCAUCAAAUGAUCAUUUACAAAAGACAACCGUAUCCAGACUUGCUGUCGCACGGUGAGUCAGAGGCUGUUAAUCAAAGCGUCUUUGAGUCCUUUGAAAAGCGCUAUAAAAGUUGUAAUGCAAUAUUAUAAUUAUUUACUUCGCAUUAAUGUUAUUUAUGAUGUAUAGUGUUCUAUCACAGUGGAUCCCACCUGGACCGACGUCUCUUCCCAUCCCAGCUGGGCUCCUCCCUGAAGCCUGAGAUCGGUGCGUCAGCUGUCAGCCGAUUGGUCUGACGCUUCCUCCCGUCGCUGUAACCGGGUGGAUGUGUCGUCACUUUUUAUUUAUAUUUAAAGUUGUGAGAAACUUUUAGCAAAUGGAGUUCAAUUUGUGCCCGAAAUGUUGGUGAGGCGCAGAUUUCACUCCAUUUCUGCUCAGCGUCGGAAUAUAUAGACGGAAACUGUCCCGUCCCGAUGUCAAUAUCUGUGUUGCUGUGAUGUGAAACAAAUAAACAGAGUCCGAGCCUUUUGUCACAGAAAAAAGGUUUAUUUAAAAAUAAAGUUAUAUCCCUCUUACCCAUCAAGGACUGUGAAAACAAAACUAAA
Molecule: messenger RNA, 2549 nt
Organism: Pseudoliparis swirei
Lineage: Eukaryota; Metazoa; Chordata; Actinopteri; Perciformes; Liparidae
Product: transmembrane protein 163-like
Exons: 8
Coding region: 680-1474 (264 amino acids)
Cellular component (GO): synaptic vesicle membrane
Molecular function (GO): zinc ion binding
Source: RefSeq, a predicted model, not a curated record